AUGGAAGCUUUAAAGCAAAUUCCAAAUUAUGUGAGGUUCCUAAAAGAGAUACUCCUAAAGAAGAAAAAGCAGGGAGAAUACGAAACGGUGGCAAUGACCAAAGCUUGCAGCCCUAUCCUCACAAGCAAGAUUCCAGCAAAGAUGAAGGACCCUGAGACCUUUACCAUACUGCUAGGAAUAGGAGAAGCAAGACCCAUCACAGUCACCUUGCAGCUUGCUGAUCGAUCCAGCACACAUCCAGAGGGAAAAAUUGAUGAUGUCCUGGAGGUCUCUAUCAUCCUUGGAAGACCGUUCAUUGCGACAGGGAGAGCAUUGGUGGAUGUCCACAAAAGGGAGCUGACAAUGCGAGUUCAAGAUCAGGAAGUGAAAUUCUCAGUGUAUGACUCAAUAAAGUUCUCUAUUGAAUCAGAAGAAUGCAAAGUGCUUAAGAUUCUAGAUGAAGCAUUAAUGGAAAAGUUGGAAGAAGAAGCAAUCCUAUAG
This is a messenger RNA of Momordica charantia (bitter melon), 480 nucleotides long. RefSeq lists its product as uncharacterized. The record is from RefSeq and is a predicted model, not a curated record. Lineage: Eukaryota; Viridiplantae; Streptophyta; Magnoliopsida; Cucurbitales; Cucurbitaceae.